GACAGCCAGUGCGCAUGCUCACUAACGAGCCAUUCGUUUGCACCUGACAGUCUGCCGGAGAGUUUCUACCUGGACGCAGGUGAGACGAAGAACAAACCUCUGGAGAGCAUCCAGACACUGACGUAAAUAUCUAACUUUAGCUGGAGCUCGUAUGUCUCAUCCAGCCGGCAGGAUCCACUGAGAUAAAUAAAGAGAUGUCUACUGCUGCUGUCAAUGGUCGCUUCAUGUAUUUCGCUUUUGGGAGCAACUUGUUGAAGGAGAGAUUGCAGCUGGCAAACCCCACCGCGAUAUUUUUCACUACAGGUCGACUGAAGGACUACAAGCUGAACUUUGGCCUGUGGGAGAAACAUGCGCACAGCACUUGGCAUGGCGGAGUGGCCACCAUAGAGUCCCAUCCAGGGGCAGAGGUGUGGGGGGUUAUCUGGACUCUGAGCAACGAAAACCUUGGGAGCCUGGACAACCAAGAAGGGGUGUGCCAGGGGAAGUACUCUCCUCUGGAGGUUUCAGUGGAGACCGAUAAAGGACUGAUGCGCUGCAGGACUUAUCAGAUGAACAACUUCCACGCCUGUCCUCCCUCUCCUCAGUAUAAACAGGUGGUGUGUCUGGGUGCAGAGCAGAACGGACUGCCGGUAGAGUACCUCAAGAGCCUGGAGGCAAUUCAGACCAACAACUACAACGGCCCCACAAUCCUUGAUCAGAUCAGAACAGUUAUGAAGUAGAGACUGCUGAAAGUUCGCCUUCUUGACUUUGAAAACAUUAGUUGACAAGCGCAUGCUCACCACAAGGUCUAUAGGCAUCAAGAGCAAAAACAAAAUGGAUCUUGUGGGUUAUCUUGUGUUGUCAAGUUGCUAAGUAGAUCGAUCUCCCGAAAAAAACAUCUUACAGUUCAUUUACUAGCACUAGUUCCUGAAGUUUCAGACCACAUUUCUGUCUUUAUUACUGUAAUCUUUAAAUUUCAGUAGCACAGUAAUAUAAUAUGUAAUGUGGAUGAAGGAUGAAGAUUGCGCCUCAAGAUUUCCUUCCUCAGUUGAGUGAAAUGCCAUCAUCUUGUGGUCAGAAGUUAAACUCAACUUUUAUUUCAAACUGCUAAUGACCAAUAGAGUGAGAAGCAUAUUGACAAAUGUGUUUAAAUUCAGACCGGUCACAGCAGAAUACUGAAUUGCAUCUGGCAAGACAGAAAAUUGUUCAUUUCCAGUAUUUAUGAGGGGAGUACUGGAUUUGAAGGGAAUAUUAAACACUGAUGAAACACCUUCAAGACUUUUAAUACACUGCCUUUAUUGUGACUUUAGCCAUUAUGUUCUACUCCAAAUGAAGAAUGAGUGGCCUGAAGUUUGGACAAUUACAUAUGAAGAAACAAACAUAUCUUGUGGUGGAUUUACACGGUUUGAGUUAAAAUUAGAUUCUUUAUUACGAAAUGAAAAAUAAAAAAUGAGUCAUUUACGUAAAAGGAAACCACUUUAUUUUUUUUUACAACACAGUGGCAUUUGACAGAAUGAGAAUUUGUACUUCUCCCAACAUUUUGGAUCCUCUAGGAAUUAUAGAAAAUACAUGUAUAGUACAAAAGAAACAGCCGUCAGGAGAACAGAAGAUAUACUGCAUGUUGUACAUCCAAUAACAUGUUUUAUGCUCAUGUUGAAUCACCUCUAGGUUAAUUUCCACAAGUCUAUGCAAAUAUGUAGACUUCACAAUGGCACAAAUUAUAAUUUCAUCUGACAAUAAAACAAAAGCUCAUGCAAA
This is a messenger RNA of Larimichthys crocea (large yellow croaker), 1737 nucleotides long. It is a transcript of the gene ggcta, whose product is annotated as gamma-glutamylcyclotransferase a. Gene Ontology annotation, molecular function: gamma-glutamylcyclotransferase activity. The record is from RefSeq and is a predicted model, not a curated record. NCBI's taxonomy places the organism in Eukaryota, Metazoa, Chordata, Actinopteri, Sciaenidae. The transcript has 4 exons. The coding region runs from base 195 to 719 and encodes 174 amino acids.